Ceutorhynchus assimilis (cabbage seed weevil) is the source of this 3886-nucleotide messenger RNA. The record is from the annotation of a GenBank genome assembly. Lineage: Eukaryota; Metazoa; Arthropoda; Insecta; Coleoptera; Curculionidae.
CGGGCAGGUCGCAGCAAAUUUUCCGUUGCCGAUAAGGCACUAGUGAAUUACGCAAAUAAAAAAGGCAAACACUGAAAAGUGAAAAAGUGUACGGACGGAAUACAAUCUAACAUAAUAUUGUUGUUUUAUACGAAACUGAUUGAAUUUAGUUUCCAAAAAGUUUCGCAAACAUUUACAAAAAGUUUGUCGGUUUGAGAAAAACUUUUCAAAGAAGUCCAAAUUCAAUUCCUUUUCAGGACAUGUUUCAAUUCCUUUGAUGUUUUUGUUUAAGUUGUUGCUAACCAUUGCGGCACAAAAUAAUUAAUUUAGUCCUUUGCAUUGUUUAAAUUUUAAAAAUGCUGUAGCUGGGGCAUUAAAAGAAUAAAUCCCCUUUUAACAAAAAUUAUUAUAAAAUAAAAACUAGCUAAAAUUUUGUAGCCAGUGAGUGACUUAUCAGUCUAUUUUCCGAAAAUUAGUGGCAAAUAGUGAUAAAAUUGACCUCUGUUGUAAUUAUGAAAGAAGAAUUUCCAAUUUCCAAAAUCGAAUACAAUGCCAAUGAAAACAACAAUAUACAAUUCUAUAGAAUUAAUAAAUUGUGUUAAAAAAAAAUGACUGAUUUAGUGAUCGUGAAAAAUGUGACAAACGAAACGGUGAUAGUGAAAAAUGAACUUUUAAUGGAUCCGGCCGGUUACAUUAUAACCGCCUUUGUUUUGUUUCUAAUUGGAUUUUGCGGAUUCUUUUUGAAUUUAUUCGUUAUUCUUCUAAUGUGGAAAGAUAAACAGCUUUGGACGCCCUUAAAUAUAAUACUGUUCAAUUUGGUGUGCAGUGACUUUUCGGUGUCGAUAUUCGGUAAUCCGUGGACUUUUAUAUCGGCAAUGUCUUACGGCUGGAUUUGGGGCAGCACGAUGUGUGUUAUGUAUGGAUUUUUCAUGUCACUUUUAGGCAUAACAUCAAUAACAACCCUCACAGUAUUGGCAUUCGAAAGAUUCAUGAUAGUGUCGAAGCCGUUCCAAAGAAAAUGCAUAAAUCGUACGAACGCCUUUUACAUGGUCAUAGGAAUAUGGACGUAUUCUCUUAUAUUAACCACUCCGCCUUUGAUGGGCUGGGGCAAAUACGGAAACGAAGCUGCAAAUAUAAGUUGUUCAGUUAAUUGGGAAGAUCGAGGUACCAAUGCAAAAAGCUACAUCAUGUACUUGUUUUUCUUUGGAUUAGUAGUACCGAUCAUUGUGAUAGGCUACAGUUAUACAUUUAUUCUAAUUACAAUGAGAGCGAAUAAGAUGAAUAUGGGGCAAAUUUGCCGUGUCGAAUCCAGAGUAGCUUACACUGUCUUCAUGAUGAUACUAGCUUUUCUACUAGCCUGGACGCCAUACUCGAUUUUCGCUCUUCUGGCUCAAUUUGGAGACCCUACGCUCGUUACCCCAUCUUCGGGAGUAGUACCAGCCCUUAUAGCUAAAAGCAGUAUUUGUUAUAAUCCUAUUAUUUACGUUGGCCUUAAUAGGCAGUUUCAGCAGUCCUUAAAAGAAUUGUUUCAAAAAGAAUCGACAAGAACAAUUAACCAUUCUUGUGAAACUUACGCUCUGGCCGUUUCCAAAUACAUAUCGGAAAAUAAUAAAAAAAUGAAUUCGACUGAUAAGAAAAAAGAGGCGAGGACAAUGACGAAAUUAGAAGAAGUCAGUCACGAAACGGAAGAUUUAUUAUAAAAAUUAUCCAACAAAAUGUUGAUAGAAUGUGAUAAAAUAUUAAAUAAAAUUGAAAAGUGAAAAUGCGAAAGAAUAUUAGAUGAGAUUUUUUUUUACUGAUUUUAUACAAAUCAGCGAAGUUUUGUGGCAAAUCCGUAACGAAUUUCCUUUAGUCGGCAGUUCUUUUAUUUUAACGUAUUAGGCAGGAAAAUGCAAAAAAAAACCUAAGGCAUUUUGGAACAAUAGGAAUUUAUGCUAAAACCCUCGGAAUAAUUUAUAUGAAUAGAAUCAGAAGGAUUAAUAAUUAUCGGCGCAAAGGGAUUUUGGCCGAAGAGCUUCCCUAUCAAAUUUUAAGCCCUUCGGUUAUCACUCCUUUGUUAAUGUUAACUUUGUAGUAACAUGCAAAGGUUUAUUCAUCUUCAGAUAAACUUGCUGGUAACUAUCUGCAAGAUAAAUUUAUGACCGGUAUUAUAAAACACUGAACCGAUGGUUGAGUUUCUUCAUGCAAAUUGAUAGGAUUCAACCGAAGGUUGAAACUCAACCAGCGGUUCAGUGUUUUAUAAUACCGGCCCUUAGUGUUUUCUAAUUCUUGAGCGGCGGAUAACUGGCCGACCAAUGAAAUUACAGAUUGCGUUUUCAUCCGACAGUUUAUCAGAAGGGGAAUAAACCGGCCCUUAUUAUAUCAAAUACAGAAUAUCAAUAUUAAAGGAGGCCAUUUUUGGGUCUAUUUUAAAAAACUUCAUAUGAAUGCAUAUCUUAAAACGUCUUAACUUCUGAGAUACAGGGUGAUGAAGUUCUCAAAAAAUAAAACAUUUAUUAUUAAUAUCUGUAAAGCCCUCAUUACAUCAGUGUAUUUUUUCGAGUAUUUCUACAUGUAUUUAUACAUGUAUAAAUUCGUGAAUUUUUUUUACGUGAGCAGCAGUCAAAAGUUUCACAUACACGGCUAAUAUUUUCGCAUUACAUUCGUGUAUUUCUUCAUGUAAAGAUACAUGCAGAAAAAAAUAGACAGAUGUAAUGCGGGCCCUACACCACUUUAGAUAUUGUUACUUAUACGGGUUUGCAGAUAAGUCAGACUAUUUUUUCGAACUUUAACGAAUUUUAUUAAACACAAUAACAUAAAAAUCACAUGAAAUUUAACACUACUUUACACUCCGAACUACUCCAAAUAAAGCUUAUACGGCACGAUUAUUUCCGAACGUGGUUAUUUAAUUCCUGACUUUACAGUUUACUGCACUGACCUUUACACGGUGCGCACCGGGGCUUUUAUAGUUAUGUGCGUCCUUCUCUAACACGCUCGAAUUUUCGUGAUUCGGUUCAUCUUGAAAAUAGUCGAAUUUUCUGGCUUUUUCAACUGAAGUUACAGGGAGCAAUCAAAAAGUACGAGUGGCGGGUUUAUAACAAUAUUUUUAUGAAAUUUGGCAUACCGCCCUGUAUCUUCGAUAGCUUCCAAAAUUCCCAUGUACUUCAAGUUAUACCCUGUAUAACAAAAUUAAAUCUAUACUACUUCAACAAAAUUGCAUCUCAAUUAGGGUCGGUUUAUUUACCUUCUGAUAAACUGUCUGGUAUGCAAUCUGACAGAUAAAAACGGAAUCUGUAAUCCCAUUGGUCGGCCAGUUAUCCGCCGACCAAUAAAAUUAUUGAACGGUAAAUUUAUCUUGCAGAUAGUUACCAGCAAGUUUAUCUGGAAAAACAUAAAAUACAUACAUAUAACUUGAAAUUCGGAUUUGCCCAGUUUUUCUGCCUCCAACAUUUUUGAUUCAAAAUUGUUCUAAACUCGACUAUUUAUAGGAAUAAUACAUUAUUGUUAAUUUAUAUGGAAUAUAAUUAUUGUAGACGGAAUAUACAGGGUGUGGAUAUCAAAUCGAAGAAUUGUCAUUUAUAUACAUUAGGUAUUUUUCCAUAUUUUUCUAGAACCAUUGCAACUUUAUUCAAAAAAUUAACGCACAAUUUAAAAAAAAAAAAAAAAUAAAUAAAUAAAUUGAUGGCGAUUGUUCCCUAAUUAUUAAUGAUACCUCUAUUUUUAAAAUUUCCUAGGUUUUAGGUUUGGACAGUGUAGACAGAAAACAGAAAUUAUUAUAAUAAAAAAUUUAGAAAUAUUAACAUUAAAUGUUUAAAAUUUUCCCCUUUUGUUACAAUAAUUGAAUGUUUAUAUAAAGUGUUUAGUUAUUUGUAUCUGUAAGCCAAGGCCUAUUUUGCUAUGCGCUAUUUAUUAAAAAUCUUCAAUAAAC